CCGGCAGGUUUUGCUCAGCACCGCGAUGCCACCGCCGACGCGCGUCUGUGUGCGUUGUAAGUCCACAAAGUCCAAGUGCGUCAACUUCGACCCGGGCCAAUGGCCCGACGGCCCCAUCGCCCGCAAGUGCGACCGCUGUGCCCGGCUCGGCUUUGACUGCGUGCCCGCGCCGUCGGCCGUCCCCAAGCCGAGGGCGCCGCGCAAGGCCAAGACCGCAGCCGGGGGCGGACUCCUCCUCAAUGUCGCCCCGAGUCCACUCGUGACUCGCGCGCUGCAGCAGAUCCCCGGCACCACAACCUCCUCCGCGACAGAGACCCUCUCGUACGUCCUCUCGCCGGGCGCAUCGCCGCUCGCGGCUCGGUACGUGCUGCGAGCGAUAGCCACGACCGCCCGCCGGCGAGGCACCUUCGAGCUGAUCGAGUUUGUGGCGGCGCUCUGCCGUCACCACGACAUCCCCCUCGACGACGUGCUGAGCGAGUGUCUAAGCCAAACCCCUUCCCCUGUCGGGUGCGGCGACGGGCUCCCGCCCUUCUUCGCGCGCAAGCUGGCGGCGGAGGAAGGGACGUACGUCAACGUGCGCGUGCGGCGCGACGGCGUGGCCAGCUUCCACGCCAACGAGGCCUUCGAGCGCUCCUUCGCCACCACCGCGGAGAUGUACAGGGCGUUCGACUCGUCCGCCCUUGAGAUCAACUCGCUCUUCGUCCACCGCGAGGCACUCGCCCCGCCACCCGCUGCUCGCGCUGGGCGCAGAAAUUGUGCUCCUCUGGAGGUACACCUCCUCUCGAGUGGCGUGGUGGCGCUGUACCGUAGGACGUGCCUCUCAUCCGGCGGCUCUACGGCGAGCUCUUCCGCUCUUGCGUCCCAGACGAGGUGCUCGGCGGUACCACCCGCCAGCCUGUUCGCGCCUACGACCGGACCUCGCACUCCUACGCGCUCUUCGACUGCCGCGGCGCGCUCCUCAUCCUGCACGGCGGGCGCUACUUCAUCGGGCUCGU
This is a messenger RNA of Emiliania huxleyi CCMP1516, 995 nucleotides long. RefSeq lists its product as hypothetical. The transcript has 9 exons. NCBI's taxonomy places the organism in Eukaryota, Haptophyta, Isochrysidales, Noelaerhabdaceae. The annotation marks the transcript as partial. The record is from RefSeq and is a predicted model, not a curated record. Gene Ontology annotation, molecular function: DNA-binding transcription factor activity, RNA polymerase II-specific; zinc ion binding. Gene Ontology annotation, biological process: regulation of DNA-templated transcription.